UCUUGAUCCAACGAUCUAGAUUCAAUCUUAGAAUAGACAUAAAACCCGUGUCAAAUAUAGAUUAUUGUAAAUGAAUUAAAAAAGUAGAUAAUCAAAGUAACGUGAGGAACACAACUCUCCUUCACUGACAGCACAUUCUCUCGUACUAGUAUUUUCUUCAACCAUUUCAUCAAAUCUCAAUUAAACAAAAAUAGCUUAAUAAAAAGUUUCAUUUAUAUAUAAAUACAAAAUUUCUUUCUUUCUUCAUAGUUUCGUUAACUUCUUUCUCUAUAUUUUUACACCCUCAUUUCAUAACUCAAACAAAGGCUUUCUGUUAUUCUCUGUCUCUCUUUCUCUCCCAUGAAAAAUCUUUUCUACUCAGAAACUGUAGCAAUGAAAGGCACAAAGAACAAUAGCAUUUUCAUUUUCUUUCUCGUCUUCUCCCUAUUCCUCCUCUUUGGAGUCUUCAUGCACAAUGAAGACGUUAAGUCAAUAGCACAGUUCUCAUUCUCAAGGCUCAAAUUCAAAUCUCAAGAAAUCCAAGAAGAGAAAACCCAAGAACCGGUUGAUUUGAUAACCGUUGUGUUAAAGAAGAAAAAUGAGAAACAGAAGAUUGCAUUGCCUCUAGAAGAUUGUGACUUGUUUACAGGAAAAUGGGUUUUUGAUAACGUGAAACAUCCUUUAUACAAAGAAGAACAAUGUCAGUUUCUUAGUGCACAAGUUACCUGUUUGAAGAACGGAAGACGCGAUUCUCUGUAUCAAAAUUGGAGAUGGAAGCCAAGAGAUUGUUCUUUACCAAAGUUCAAACCAAGAGUUCUGCUUGAGAAACUUAGAGGGAAGAGACUUAUGUUUGUUGGAGACUCGUUGAAUCGAAACCAAUGGGAAUCAAUGAUUUGUCUGGUUCAAUCUGCUGUCCCUCAAGGCAAAAAAAGGUUGGACUUAUAUGGUGCUCUUUCUGUCUUCACAAUUGAGGAUUACAAUGCAACAGUGGAAUUCUACUGGUCACCAUUCCUUGUAGAGUCGAAUUCAGAUGAUCCAGCGGCGCACGCUAUAUUCGACCGUAUUAUCAUGCCUGAAUCGAUUGAAAAACACGGUGUGCAUUGGAAGAAUGUGGACUACCUUAUUUUUAACACCUACAUAUGGUGGAUGAAUACAGGCACCAUGAAAGUCCUGCGAGGGUCAUUCGAUGAAGGAGCCACGGAGUACGAUGAGGUUCCUCGCACAAAAGCAUAUAAGAGAGUCCUUAAGACAUGGUCAAGUUAUGUAGAUAACAACAUUGAUCCAAAUCGCACCAAAGUUUUCUUCAACAGCAUGUCCCCUCUUCAUAUCAAGAGUGAAGAUUGGAACAAUCCUAAUGGAAUAAAAUGCGCCAAGGAAACUACACCAAUUCUCAACAUGUCCACUACAUUACAAGUUGGAACUGAUCACCGUCUUUUCAUUAUUGCCAAAAACGCGGCAAAAUCUACCAAGGUGAAAGUGGAUUUCCUAAACAUUACUACCUUGUCUGAGUUCAGAAAAGAUGCACAUACAUCUGUUUACACGAUACGUCAAGGAAAAUUGUUGACUCCAGAAGAACAAGCUGAUCCUGCUACUUAUGCAGAUUGUAUUCAUUGGUGUUUACCAGGAUUACCUGAUACAUGGAAUGAGUUGCUUUAUGCAUGUAUCAUUUCUGUUUCUUGAACAACAAGCAAUGAUGUAUAGAUAUAUUUUGUUAGUUUUGUCUAUGGCAUACUUGUAGUUUUUUCCUUGGAAUUUUGUUAUAGCUUUCUAUUCUUGUUAGUUGAACUUGUAAACUGAGGAAUCAAUUGAAUUCAAUUGUACAGUGAAUGCAUAAUGCCUCAAAAAGAAAAUAGAUGAAUUCUUUGUUAA
This is a messenger RNA of Lathyrus oleraceus (garden pea), 1848 nucleotides long. RefSeq names its product xylan O-acetyltransferase 1. Gene Ontology annotation, cellular component: Golgi apparatus. The transcript has 5 exons. The record is from RefSeq and is a predicted model, not a curated record. Lineage: Eukaryota; Viridiplantae; Streptophyta; Magnoliopsida; Fabales; Fabaceae. Gene Ontology annotation, molecular function: O-acetyltransferase activity. The coding region runs from base 340 to 1659 and encodes 439 amino acids.